ACAACCAUGUUGAACAAAAUCCUCCUCGCUACAGCUGCCCUUCAGGCCCAUGUCUUGGCCCAAAGCUGCCCCUCCCUCACAGCGCAGUACCCAGCUCCGUCCGUAGCAAGCGACUAUGAGGCCAGGCUCGUAGCACAGAACUUGGACAAGCCGCGAGGUCUCAUCUUCGAUAACAACAAUAACCUGCUGGUUGUGGAGAGGGAGGUUGGCGUCACUGCGUUCAAAGUCGAGGGUGCUGGGUCAUGCGUAACAUUGAAGGAUAAGAAGACUGUUGUUAGCGAUGGCACUCUCAACCACGGCAUCGAGCUCUCCGAGGACGGCAAAACGCUCUACGCUUCUAGCCGCGAAUCCGUCCUCAAGUACAAUUACGACUCGACCAAACUGUCUGUAUCCGACAACGGCCAAGUCAUCGUGAAAGGCAUGACGACAGACGGCCAAGUCACUCGCACUCUCUUAUUGUCUCGCAAGUCAAAGAAUACGCUUCUCGUUUCCCGCGGGAGUGACGAGAAUAUUGAUCUCAGCACUGUCGACGUGAACAGCGGACAGUCCCAAAUUCGCAUCUUCGACCCCUCAAAGAACGAUAUCUCCUACACUACCGGUACCACACUAGGCUGGGGUCUCCGCAAUGCCGUCGGCCUAGCUGAGAACCCCACGGACGGCGGUAUAUGGAGCGCAGAGAACAAUGCAGACAACAUCGAGCGCGACGGUUUCUCCAUCCACGAGAAUAACCCCGCCGAAGAGCUGAACUACCACGGCAAGCUUGAGGAUGCAAAGAACUCCCUCCUAGAUGCAAACUACGGAUACCCCCUCUGUUACGGUGCAUGGAACAUUUCUGAGAUCUCAUCAGCGGGCCAACUUCAAAUCGGCGACCAGUUCGCCAUUGCAGAGGAGAAUGCUACGCGACAGGAUGCAUUUUGUAACGACGCGAGGCAAAAGCCUAGACUGGUCUUUCAACCGCACACUUCGCCGAUUGAUAUAAAGUUCGACACGAAGGGCGAGAACCUCUACGUCAGCCUGAGAGGAAGCUGGAACCGCAACGACCCCGUCGGCUACUCUGUAUCAGUAAUUUCCUUCAGCGCGAACGGCGAGCCCACGAAGCCAUCGUCCAGCACCACGGCCCUAACACCCAUCUUCUCCAACAGCAACACGACCGCGUGUCCGGGCAACUGCUUUCGACCCGCAGGAUUGGCGUGGGACCGUAAUGGUAGGUUGUAUGUGUCGAGCGAUGCGACGGGAGAGAUUUACGUUAUUACAAAGUCUGGUGGCGAUGCGCUGGAUGCGACGAGGCCGAAGGCUAGUGCUGCGUCGAAGAGUCCAGUUUCCGGUGUGGUGGGUGUAGUGGUUGCGGCUUUGGCGAUGGCGUUUGCGUACUUGUUGUGA
Molecule: messenger RNA, 1380 nt
Organism: Cucurbitaria berberidis CBS 394.84
Lineage: Eukaryota; Fungi; Ascomycota; Dothideomycetes; Pleosporales; Cucurbitariaceae
Product: soluble quino protein glucose dehydrogenase
Exons: 3
Coding region: 7-1380 (457 amino acids)
Source: RefSeq, a predicted model, not a curated record